AUGUCGCGACCUCAGACGCCCCCCCACGAGCCACGGUACAACGUGCAUGUUGCGCCGACCACCAUCUCCCAGCUCAUCCGCACCGCGUUCCCCAACAUCGAGCUGGUCUCAUCAUUCGAGCUCACCAGCCACAAGGGCUACAACAACCGGCUCUACCUUCUCACUGUCCGACGUCGCGGCGGCCCGAGCUGCGUCUUUCGCGACACCAAUGCCGCCGAGCGGGAGCUGGUCCUCAAGGCGAACGGGCGCUUCUUUCUGGCCGACAAGGUCCAGAACGAAGUCGGCUGUCUCCAGGUGCUGGGCCAGUACUGCCCCGCGAUACCCACGCCGGUCGUGUUUGCCUGGUCCGAGGAGGGGCAUGAUGUGUGCCUGGCGAGUCCGGCGGGGUCGGAGACGAAAAACGUUGCGUUGGCGAUUCCGGACGGGGAGAAACAGCAUGGAGGGUGGAUAUUGAUGUCGCGACUACCGGGGGCGCCGCUGUCGGUGUGCGACUUGGACGAGGUUUCGAGGCUGGACAUUAUGAGGCAGCUGGCGGGGGUCACGGCGAGCUGGCGGACAGACAUUCCCGCCCAAAUGUUUAUUGGCAACGUGCAGUUUCACCAACCCGUUCAUGCUUCGGAGCCGGAUUUCGUCAUUGUCAAAAACUCUGGCCCGCGGCCGCAAAAUCUUGUGGUCAGAGGCAUGCUGGUCGACGAGCUCCGCAUCACGACCCCCAUCACGAGCGUCACCGAGCAGUACACACAACCCAGCCGCUUCGUCUUUCCGCACUACGACCUGUCGCCCAGGAACAUUCUCGUCGGCGGAUCGCCGCCGCAGAUUUCCGGCAUCGUCGAUUUUGAGUUUGCCGGCUUCUUCCCGCCCGUGGAGGAGUUCCUCAACGACGCCGUGGGCAACGAGGGCGACUGGCCGGACCACCUGUACGCGGCUUACCUGGCUGAGCUUGAGGCCCGCGGGGUGGCCACGCCGGCGGCUGGCAUCGGCGCCGCAGAGUGGGAGACGGCGCGGUGCUUGGAGCGCGUGGCGGAUAAUGUGGCGCCGUGGUGGCUUCCGGGCAAGUACACGGGGAGUGCGCUGGAGGAGCAGUUUGCCAAGAGUGCGGCGGAGCUGCGGGAGAAUAUGAGGAAGCUGUCCUGA
Cordyceps militaris CM01 is the source of this 1134-nucleotide messenger RNA. RefSeq names its product Protein kinase-like domain. Lineage: Eukaryota; Fungi; Ascomycota; Sordariomycetes; Hypocreales; Cordycipitaceae. The transcript has 2 exons. Bases 1 to 1134 code for a protein of 377 amino acids. The record is from RefSeq and is a predicted model, not a curated record.